AUGAUAUCGAUGCAGUACUCAAGAAGUUUGAGGAAUUUUGCAUGGGAACAACUCAUGAGGCAUUCGAGUCAUACCGCUUUCAUGUCAGAGUACAAGAACCGAAUGAAAUCCAUUUAUGCCUAUGUUGCGGAGCUAAGAAAAUCGGCCAGAGGGUGCAACUUUGAAGCAUUUGAAGAUCGCAUGAUUCGGGACAGAAUUUUAGUUGGUUGCAAGACUGACCACGUGAGAGAAAAGUUGUUGGAAGACCCCAAGUUAGAUCUCAAGAAGGCAGUAGACAUAGCAAGAGCCUAUGAGGCUAGUCAAGUCAAGCUAAAUGAAAUGAAAGAAUUGGCAGUUGACAGAGUUAUGUCAAAAGACAGAAAGAAAUUGUUUCCAGAAGAAAAGAAACAGUUUUCAAGUGCAACCCUGAAAAAGAACAGUUGGAAGUCAGAACAAGGCUUAUACGUUAUCAAGGGACUCAGAAAACCGCUGUUAGGCAGACCUGCCAUUGGAGCACUUAAAGUGGUGGAAGUUGUAAACGGAUUGUCAGAAGCUAAGUUUGACCCAAAACUUAAAGAAAUGUCAAACAUCGUGGAAGGAAUACCAGGUGUGAUAUGUGACAUUGAUGAUGUUCUUGUAGGAGUAAGAGAUCAAAAGGAACACGACGAAAGACUGAAGUUGGUCUUGGAUCGGAUGAACAAAGCUGGACUUACAUUAAAUGAGAAGUUGGGUCUCCCUAAGUUUGUAAUCGAGACAGAUCACAAACCAUUACUGUCGCUGAUGAAAGCAAAAGACUUGGAUCUCCUUACUCCAAGAAUACAGAGAUUCAGGAUGAGGAUGUUGAGAUUUACUUACGACAUUGAAUAUUUUGCUGGCAAGGACCUCGUUACGGCAGACUCGUUAUCCAGGUCUCUUUUGAAAAACAAUAAAGCAGAAGAGGAAACAAUUGAAGUCUACCUACCAUUGGCAGCAGCUGUUGGCCUGUGGGACCGAAAAUCUUUAGCACGUUUUUCCGUCCUUGCUGUCAGUGUGAGUAACAGCAAGGUGCGGUUCUUCAGGAGAGAGCUGAAGGGUAAACAGGUUGAUAUUUUUGUGAGAAUUUCGAAACGGUAUAGGCCGAGUGCUCAUAGCUGCCCGAAGCGGCCGUCGUCAGGCGUUAGGAAGAUGAACGUGGAGGAUUUGGUCUCCGACCUGUCGACGUGUGGCAGGUUCCAGGUCCUGCUGACAGCCAUCUGCUACCUCGUGAGGAUCUCAGGCAUCUGGGCGAUCAUGAUGAUGGCUUUUGGGAGCUACGACCCAGGCUGGACAUGCACAGCUAUUGAGACAAUUGAUGGAGGCCGGGCCGAAAAUCUUUCUUCCUCGCUGUGGUCGAGACCUCUGCAAAGCCUUUAUGAGGUGCUUGGAAUCUCAAUAACCGGAAGUUUGAGCAACAACGCUUCAUCAGGGGCGCUCCCGCCUGGAGCAGACGUCAGAGAUGACUCGUCAGUAACCACGACAAACUUCACUCACAGCUCUUGUGAGAAAUAUCAUUGGUGUAAAAACAUACAAUUUAAUCACUGGGAGGCUCAAACCGUGGCAACAGAGUGGAACCUCGUCUGUGAUCGAGCUUGGAUCUUGUCGUUGAUUAUCUCCAUACAGAUGUCUGGCGUGGCUGCAGGGAGCUACAUCGGUGGGUAUAUCGGGGACAAGUGCGGCCGCAAGCUGAGCAUGUACGGUUCCGUGGCUCUGGGCGUGGUUUCCAACACUGCUGCUUACUUAACGACGUCUUGGGAGACGUUCACUGUCGUCCGUUUCUUCAUUGGCAUCAGUGUGGGUGGGAACUUGGCCUCAUCCACGAUCUACCCCAUGGAGUUUGUCAAGCCAAAAUGGCGCCCUGUCGUGUCAGGGUUGCCUUGUUGGCAUGUGGGCACCUUGAUGUUUGGCGUCUGUGUCAUGCUGUUAAGGGAUUGGCGUCUCGUGCACCUGGCCACAGCCGCCCUCUCGCUACUGGCCUUACUCACAGCUGUCUGGGUGCCGGACAGCGUGCGUUGGCUACUCGUGCACCGGAAAAUGCAAAAAGCCGAGAAAGUCGUCACGCAAAUCUGCCAUUUUAAUGGAAUGGAGAUGUCUGAUACAAAGUUCGGUGUGGAUGCAAUGACAGAAGGUUGUAACCACAGUCAAGAAGAUUCUGCCAAAGGCAGUGCCUUCUUCCAUCUCUUUCAUGUUUCUCUACGUAAAAAAACAUUACUCAUAACACUAACGUUCUUUCUAACAAGUGCAAUGUUUUUCGCUAUAGGCUUUGGUGUCGAGUCUCUCUACGGCGAUUUUUAUUUGAAUUUCAUUCUGUACUCGUUAGUUCCAAUCCCACUGUCAUUUCUAGUACCGCUUUUGGGAAACACGCUGGGAAGGAGAUGGGCUCUGUUAAUAUUUCUUAUUCUAGUUUUUCUCGGUUUUGUUUCUAUCGUCGUCGUUUUCUUCACGACUUCGGGGUCUGUACGAGGAAUCACGAUCACUUGUUUGGCGCUGUUCACCGCCAACUGGCUACAGCACAUUUUAGCCACUCUCACCACAUUCUCUGUGGAGCUGUUUCCAACUGUCGCAAGGAACCUCGGCUACGGUUUUGCCAUGGCUGGAGCGAGAAUUGGCAGUAUCAUUGCUCCCUAUGUCAUACCACGUGACUUCGAGUCGAUAUACGUGUCUUAUCUAAUUAUGAGCGCCAUGGCGCUGGUAUGCUGUGCUGCUGUGUGGGCUUUGCCGGAGACAAAGGGGGUCGCAAUGGAAGAUGUGAUUCAGGACAACGAUAAAACGACGUCCUUGGAAAGAAAGGAAGCACUGAUUAACGAUAAAACCAGCAUCGAUGACAGGAGACAGCGUAUUGUGAAGUCGCUACCUUAG
Messenger RNA from Aplysia californica (California sea hare), 2853 nucleotides. RefSeq names its product solute carrier family 22 member 4-like. Gene Ontology annotation, molecular function: transmembrane transporter activity. NCBI's taxonomy places the organism in Eukaryota, Metazoa, Mollusca, Gastropoda, Aplysiida, Aplysiidae. Gene Ontology annotation, cellular component: membrane. The transcript has 7 exons. Gene Ontology annotation, biological process: transmembrane transport. The record is from RefSeq and is a predicted model, not a curated record. Bases 1 to 2853 code for a protein of 950 amino acids.